Messenger RNA from Dipodomys spectabilis (banner-tailed kangaroo rat), 945 nucleotides. RefSeq names its product vesicle transport through interaction with t-SNAREs 1A (gene Vti1a). Gene Ontology annotation, cellular component: SNARE complex; endoplasmic reticulum membrane; ER to Golgi transport vesicle membrane. NCBI's taxonomy places the organism in Eukaryota, Metazoa, Chordata, Mammalia, Rodentia, Heteromyidae. The coding region runs from base 113 to 766 and encodes 217 amino acids. The transcript has 8 exons. The record is from RefSeq and is a predicted model, not a curated record. Gene Ontology annotation, biological process: Golgi to vacuole transport; macroautophagy; intracellular protein transport. Gene Ontology annotation, molecular function: SNAP receptor activity; SNARE binding.
UCCGCUCGACUUAACCCGGCGCCUUUUCAGGGUCCCUACGCCGCGGACCCUGCCCUGCGCGUCCCUCGACCCGACCUAGGCUUCGGCCCGGGUCCUUCACUCCGGAGCCGCCAUGUCUUCCGACUUCGAAGGCUACGAGCAGGACUUCGCAGUGCUCACGGCUGAAAUCACCAGCAAGAUUUCCAGGGUGCCCCGACUCCCACCUGAUGAGAAGAAACACAUGGUUGCAAAUGUGGAGAAGCAGCUUGAAGAGGCAAAAGAGCUGCUUGAACAGAUGGAUUUGGAAGUCCGAGAAAUACCACCCCAAAGUCGAGGAAUGUACAGUAACAGAAUGAGAAGCUAUAAGCAAGAAAUGGGAAAACUGGAAGCAGAUUUUAAAAGGUCACGGAUCGCCUACAGUGACGAAGUACGGAAUGAGCUCCUAGGGGAUGAUGGGAAUUCCUCAGAGAACCAGAGGGCACAUCUGCUCGAUAACACAGAGAGGCUGGAAAGGUCAUCUCGGAGACUAGAGGCUGGGUACCAAAUAGCAGUGGAAACCGAGCAAAUUGGCCAGGAGAUGUUGGAAAACCUCAGUCAUGACAGAGAAAAGAUACAGCGAGCACGUGAAAGACUUCGGGAAACAGAUGCCAACUUGGGGAAGAGCUCCAGGAUUCUGACUGGGAUGUUGAGAAGAAUCAUCCAGAACCGCAUCCUGCUUGUCAUCCUCGGGAUCAUCGUGGUCAUCACCAUCCUGACGGCCAUCACUUUUUUUGUCAGAAGACACUGAUGUAUCUGCUCUCCCUUGAUAAACAGCAACCGCCGCUUGUUCUGAGUAAUUAAGACAAAAUGGUCACAUGAAUCAUUCUUCGGCACUGACAGGCCCUGGGUGACCCCUUCUCUCCUUCCCCCACUGUUCAGCUAAAGUGCAAAGAGUGUAAAAAUAUUUUCUAUUCCUGUUUGCAUGUG